Molecule: messenger RNA, 2394 nt
Organism: Plectropomus leopardus (leopard coralgrouper)
Lineage: Eukaryota; Metazoa; Chordata; Actinopteri; Perciformes; Serranidae
Gene: ccdc157
Product: coiled-coil domain containing 157
Source: RefSeq, a predicted model, not a curated record
GUUUGUCAGACAUGAGUCAGUUGUUGGGUCGUCAGGACUGUAUCGAAAGCCUCCGCAAAGACCUCGUCGACCUUCAAGGUGCGAUCCUGGACGUCUUUUCCAGAACCGGACCAGUCCGCUUUUCCUCCUGGAAGUUCCCUGAUAAACUCUCAUGUAAUCUGGACAUGGUAGCUCUACUGGAGCAGUAUGACUUUGUGGAUGGGGAGGUUGCGUUCAAUCAGCACUCCCACAUUGUGCUAUUGGAGCUGGUGAUUGACAGACUACUGCUUCUUCUACAAAGCUUCAAUGCUUAUGUUGAGCAAAUUAGGUGCAGCCACAUGAGAGAACAAACCCAGCAGAGAGGAUGCCUGUCAGUGGGUCUUGUCGUUAGAAGCUAUUGGAGUAAUUUAGUUAAUUUUGCCAACCCUAAGGGGACCUGCAAAGACAUCAAGAAACAGACGACAACAAAGACAUUUGACUGUGAUGAGACACAGACAGAGUCAUUGGUCUCCCCCCAGAUGAGCACAAGCAGAUAUUUCCUAUCUGCUUGGUCUUCAACAACCUCCUUAAAGUCUUUGCCACAGAAUCAUUCACCUUCCAGUGCCACAACAUGCUCUCCUAAAGUUGGCAGCCACAAUGUUGGCUGCCAGACUUUUGAAUCCUCCCUUGCUCCUUGCGAUGCAUGUCACAGAGUGCAGUCCACUUUGAGAAGAACAGGACAUGCUUUGGUAGAACUGCUUCAGAGUGAGGGUCUGCCCUCAUCUCUGCAGCCGCUCUUGGUAGCUGUGGAGGAGACCCUGGAGUUGGGACAUAUGACAGCAGGCGAUGUUGCCCAGUGGGCCAGUGAGCAGCUCAGAGACAUGCGACGGCUGGCAAAGCAUCUUCAGGAUGUGCGGAGUACUGUGCAGCCUCUUAAAGACAAGCUGGAAGAAACCGAAGCAGAGCGGGAUAAAUUCCGGUCUCAGCUUGAAAGAACGCAAAAAGAGUUCAAGCAAGAAAUGGAAAAACACCAAGCGAACAUAGUACAGCUGGAGUUUUCACUGCGAAAAGAACAGAGAUCCACGAAGGAAACUGAGCAAAGGCUACAUGAGGAGCUACAACAGCUCAAGAGAGAAAUGAUGUGCUUGGAGGAGAGUAAUUCCAGACUGAAAGAGAAACUAUCAGCACAGCAAGAUUCAUUACAGGCACUUGAAUGUAAAAAGAACGAGCUGCAGGAGAAAGUGAGAACCUUGCACUUGGAGCAAGAGGCAUGUUGUAAACUACAGCAAACGGUCCAGCAGUUAGAGAGCCAAAUCUCUGAAACUCAACUCCGUCUUGACAAAGAGAACGCCAAGUACCACAGCGCCUGUCGUCAGCAAGAGUCAAUGCAAGCAAAACAGAAAUCUUUGUUAGAGAGAGUUGACACUCUCGACGAAGAGUGUGAAGAGCUGCAGAGGCAGUUGGGAGAGAGGCAGGAGAGACACAUCGACCUUCACAGUCAGCUGCAGCAGAUGUCAGAGGAGAGGGAACAGGUGCAGGCUCAGCUCGCUCAACAGCAGGAUCUGUGUUUGGAGCUCCAAAAGGACAAGCAGACACUAGAAACGUGUGUAGGCGAGCUGAAUAACAGCACGGCUGAGCUGAAGGAACACAUUGCAGCUUUAAGAGAGAGGGAGAAGCUGUUGGUAGCUUUCCCAGAACUCAGCCCUCUUGCUCAGGCACAACCACAGAGUACAGGAAACGUGCUUUUGGAUAUGGAGCAACAACUGCAGGCAAAUAGCAUUCGUAUAAAAGUUCUGGAGCAGGAAAACACAACACUGCACACCAGCCUUGUGAAACUGAGGGAAAGAGCACAGAAUAAUGCCAUCAGAGAAACCUCACCUCAGCAGAGCCCCUCCCUGCCCAGCACACCAGUAGAAAUGCAGGAGAGUUCUUUGCAGAGCUGCAGUGCAACAGGGCUGGGAAACAGAGGGAAGGAAGCAAGACAAGGGGAAAGUGGUUUGGUGCCAGUGGGGUCAGAGGAUCGUGUGUCCUUUGCUGUCGCCUCCCCCUCAUCCCUGCAACUUCACCUGCAAACCCUCCAUCUCAACAUGGGCUCCACCACUGCUAAAAGCCAUGCAAAAACACGCAUUGGUUUUCUCUUGUCUCACUCCAGAAGCUCAAAUCAGAGGAAAAAAAUGAAACCAUGAACGUGUAAAGCACUCAAACAAAAGGCCCUUUUGCAGUUGGAAAGAGAAAAGAUGCUGCUUCAGCUGAGGAUAUGUGGCAACAACUACACGACCUAUAAAAGGCGCAUUCCUAAAUUUAUAUGUCAUGAUGUCUUAUUGUAAAUUCUACCAUGCACGUUUUUUUUUGUAGUUUUACAUUGUCUUGUCUUACUAUGUACAGUAUGUUAAGUUGAAUUAAUAGAUAAAUGAAUAAAAUUACUGUGGAUCUAUA